GCACGCUGCAGCCAAGUUACUAACUUUUGUGUGUCGUCCACCAUCGGUCCAUCCUGAAGUGGAGACGUCCUCGGAGAGAGAGUUUUUGGGCCCUAAUUCACACGAUUCGUCCUUAUUUUAGUUAUUAAUCGUUCCAGCGUCAAGCUCAUUCACGGUAUUGAUCAUUUUUGCAGAGUUGUGGCCGAUAUCCAGGCAGGAGGACGUACGUUUAUCGCAUGCGGGAGGCCCGAACUUAGGCGCCGACGUACCAUCGACAACGAUGAAAGUACAUCGGCGUGGUGCUUCUUCGCCGUCGCUGUUGCUGGAAGCUUCCGAGCCUCCGACAUCUGUCAACGUUAAUGGCAACUACUAUCAAUUCGAAUUGGAACCGCAUCAUGUGGAACGCGGUAAACGCGGGCAGAAGGUGUUCGUCUGUGACCUCUGCCCGGCACCUGGAGGUGUAUUUAAACGCUCCUUUAGUCUUAAGCGCCAUUACUUGCGCUUUCACAUUAAUUUUGCCUUCCUAAGCCCACGUGAUCUUAACAAUUGCGCCAUUGCCGUAGCCGGCCAGCAUCAACGAAGUGGAUUUCCACCAACAGGACCCAAUGACAGAUUGAUUAAUCGUCUCAAUAAUUCAUCUCCGUUGCUAUUCCGUUGUCAUCAGUGCGGCCGUCUACUUAGGACCAAGAAUGACUUGCUCAAACACUUGGAAGCGCAUCCGGGACCAUCUCAGACGGUGACCGAAGAAAAUGGUGACGGGCAACAAGGGGGCACAAAUCGCUGCCCUCGCUGCAGCACUGCCUUUUCGUUACGUAAAACACUGAUGAGACACAUCAAGAAGAACCGAUGUCGUGGAGGAAAUCCCCCUCCUCCUCUUCCUGAUAUUCCUGACACACAUUCUAAACCGGAAUCAGAAACAGGUAUUCAGUCUGGAGGAACAAGUGAUCCGGGUGAUGAUUACCUGGCCAUGGGCCCAGAAGAGGAGAACGAAGAAAUGGACAUGGAGGCAUCUUUAAGACUAGGAAGUCCGACAUCCCUCUUCCGGUUCGCUUGCACUUUGUGUAACAAGAUGUUCAAUUCGUACGUCAACAUGUGCCGCCAUCGCCGACUAGCUCAUGGACGCUACGGCAUCUGUUCGCCUCAUUGGCUCUUGUCGCGCAAGCUGUCCAAUAAGCCGUCGUUGAAGCAUGCGGUGCAAUCACCAAUCAAUUCAUCUCGGAAUCCCCAGAUUUUUCAUGAUUUAUCACAUAUUGUUACCAAUGCCAACGAUAAUCUCAACCGGUUUAUUGAUGGCAAAAGAAAUAAUAUUCGCUCCUUGGCUCCUACCGAUGACAGAUUUGAAGUGCAGCCAACUGAUAGUGGUAAUCCGCCUCCGGAGCGUUGGUCUUGGGGAGAGACCAGUUAUAAUGCUACCGAAUUACAGAAAUUGGAUGUGCCUCUCCAGAUGGCCUAUUAUUAUGGGCUCAAAUCGUUGAAGUUGCAAGAAACUGCCAAAACGCAAAGCAGUUCUAGUCAGUCGGCACCGGAAGAAAUGGAUAUUUCAAAAGUGCUUAAUUUGCGUAAAACUGUCGAAACUUCAUCACAGGAGAAAGUGACGGCAAUUUCGCAGCCGGAAUUCAGUGGCGAAUGGAUUCGAAGCAAAAACUACAUUUGUUCGCCUUGUGGUGAAAUAUUUCAAGAUUUCCUUGCUUUGUUGGAUCAUCAGCAAAACGGUCAUAGUGGUGUUUCGUGUACACAUAUACAGCUAGAUCAGUCAACAGAGGCUGAAUUAGCUGACGAGUUAAAGAGACAAAUAAUGCGUUCCGGCAAUGGUGGACAAAUUCUUCCUCUAGAUACCUUUCAAUGCACAAAGUGCCAUUUCAGCGUUGAGUCAAUUCCGGAACUUCACAGUCAUAUCCUCCUAUGUUCCAAUCACGUAUCUGCCAGUCCCUACCGAAAGCGUCGUGUUAAAGUGAAUCCCAGAUCCAGACGAGGUCACUGGAACCAAAAUGAAGCCCCUAAUGGAGGAAGCAGAGGUCUGCAGAGAACUAAUUCUAGCCUAACGAAAAACUCUUCAGCUGCACGUUCCCUUCGCAGUCGUUCACCUAAAGAAGAUGCCACAGAUAAAGGCACACCUGGAGCACUGCGGAGAAGUACUCGGCGUGUUUUAUCUUUCAGUGAACCCGCACCCACAAAGAAGAAAAAUGGUAUUACAAAAAGAAUUUUGCGUCAACGAGUGGAUCCACUGCUAAUCAAUGGAUCCGCGGUUUCAAAAAGUGUUCAAAUUGAAGUCAAGAAGAAAAAUGGUGUUUCAGUGAAUUCAAAGUCUACAUCGAAAAUCACUGUUGAUGUUCACGAGUGCGACGGAUGCCAAAAGCAGUUCCAGUCACACACAUCUGUCCUCAAGCACAAGCACUACUGCCCCAAGAAGUCAAAUGAAUCCUCUGCUGUUCCCAACAAUGCUACUACGCCUGUCUCAUCCAAAAAUCAAAGUAAUGGAUUAUCAAAAGCCCAAACUAAGAUUCUGGCUUACGAAACAGUCAAAACUGAACCCAACCUUAAGCGUUCCAACACUAAGCGAAAAUCAGAAGUUCUUUCGACUUCUCCAAUUAAAAAAUCUAAGGUAACCGUUCUUUCUGAUACCAAAAGUAUUCCCUCUUCAAAUUCCAUUUCUCCGAAGAAAACAUCGAGAAAGUCCGUGCCUUCUGCCACUCCUACUCAAGUGUCGUUGGCCAAAACUCCAGCAAAACCCAAAUCAACUUUGAAAAGUAUUGCCGGAAUAGCUAAAUCCAAUCGGAGCACAACCAAGAAAGGAAAUGAAGAAAUUGAAGAAAUCGCAGUAGCAGCAGAGGGGAGACCAGUUCGUUCAAGUAGGAGGGUAUCGAUGACGUUGGCCAUGGAAGAUCAAGUGGAGGCGAGUUUCUUGGAGGCAUUGUCACCAGAACAAAGAGUUCGAGUUGCAGAGCAGAAAUGUCCAUUUUGUUCCAAGCAUUACGUGUAUCGCAGCAACUUCAAAAGACAUUUGCUCGAGGGUUGCGAUACAAUUGAUGUCGAUGAGCCAUCCGUUAACCUCACUCCAACUAACAACAAGAAACCAAGUGACGAUAAAAUCAAUAAAGAAAAAAAAUCUUCUGUUUCUUCAAGUUCGGUUUUAAAAGCGGAAAGAAAAGAGAAACGCCAAACAAUUGAAUCGGAUUUAAAGAAGGUUGAAAACAAGCCCCCCAAAAAGAAAAAGGCAGAAGAGAUUCCGGAAGGAAAAAUUAAAAAAACUGUUGAAAAGAAAAGUAAUAAGACGCCUCAUUCGCCUAUUUCAAAGUCAUCAAAGUUGCAAGAGCUAAAAAAAUCAACAGAAACUCGUUCGCGGAAAGAAGCAGUCAAGUUAACUCCGUCGCCAUCCAACCAGAAGGCGAAGCAAAUUCACAGUAAAAAGACGCAAAAUAAGAUAGAAAUAGCAAAACAAAAUAGAAAUGGAAAACCCUCGGCAAGAGAAGAAGAAAAUAUGAACAACGUUACUAAGGUCAGAGGCGAAGAAAAUAUUACGAAGAAUUCUGAUAAAUUUGACCUUCCCAAAAGAAAUGGAAGGAAACCAACUGCCGCACCAAAGUCGAAGAAAUCUAAUUCGCCGUCUUUAUCAGCAGAUAUAGUUACACUCGUAGAAGACGAAGCUGGGUGUUCUGAUCAAGAAGAUAAAGAACUUCACAGCAAUAAUGGAGUUGAUCAUCAACUUGAAAAAACAGCCAAUCAAACUCAAGGUGAUGACCAAAUAGGCAAAUCAACUUUUACGGAAAAAGAUCGUGAACCUGAAUGCAAUCAUCUUAAAAUGGACGGUUCCAAAAUAUUAAAUGGGAAUUGUGGUUCUAAUCGCGCAUUACGCUCUUCAACGACAUCCAAAUACGAUCUUAAUAAGUCACAUGCCCUUGACAGACUCAAACUUGGCCAAGCACUAGACAAUGCCAUCAGUGAAAUUUUUAAGUCCUACACUUACUUUACUAAGUAUCCUAUUCAAAUACGUCGUUUGAAAAAUUUGGCCCAAGCGUACCUUCAACCUACAAGCUACUAAUGUGACCCCUACUUUCCUGUUGAUUAAUAGCCUAUGGAAUAAUAUUCUCUGCGGUGUGAGAGGAGUAGAAAACUAGAAACUUGUUAGUUACGACCCACGUUCUCUACCUCACUCAGCAAACGAGCAGAAUCAACAAAUCCUCUUGGAUUAAAUUUCAUUCAGCUGCAUGAACAAUAUCGUGCGUGGGUCAAAUUUGUUUCAGCUAUCUACCUCGUUCCCUGCCACUCACUUUCUCUUAAACCCCAUUUUUUGUUUCCUUUUUUUGUUUUUCAAAUAUUGUUUUUUCCUGUGUACAUAUAAUUUUGGUUUUGUUCCGUCUUUGUCUCCGGCAAUUUCCUCUUAGAUAGUACGCAAUGAAAUGAUUUUGUUUAAAUCGUGAUCUCUUUGCUGAUUUGACUAAGAAUUGAGUUUUCAGCAAUAGUGAUACGCAAAUACAGUUCGAACUUUUCGAUGACGAAA
Daphnia pulex (common water flea) is the source of this 4477-nucleotide messenger RNA. RefSeq lists its product as uncharacterized. The record is from RefSeq and is a predicted model, not a curated record. Lineage: Eukaryota; Metazoa; Arthropoda; Branchiopoda; Diplostraca; Daphniidae. Bases 260 to 4018 code for a protein of 1252 amino acids. Gene Ontology annotation, cellular component: nucleus. Gene Ontology annotation, biological process: regulation of transcription by RNA polymerase II. Gene Ontology annotation, molecular function: RNA polymerase II transcription regulatory region sequence-specific DNA binding; DNA-binding transcription factor activity, RNA polymerase II-specific. The transcript has 8 exons.